This is a messenger RNA of Megalobrama amblycephala (Wuchang bream), 3431 nucleotides long. RefSeq names its product info WAP, follistatin/kazal, immunoglobulin, kunitz and netrin domain containing 2a (gene wfikkn2a). Lineage: Eukaryota; Metazoa; Chordata; Actinopteri; Cypriniformes; Xenocyprididae. Gene Ontology annotation, cellular component: extracellular region. Gene Ontology annotation, molecular function: serine-type endopeptidase inhibitor activity; protein binding. The record is from RefSeq and is a predicted model, not a curated record. Bases 472 to 2190 code for a protein of 572 amino acids. The transcript is spliced from 2 exons.
GCGCAGAAAAUGGUCAUUUUCAGAGCACACUGCGCAGUACACACUUGGGUUGGCCAUUCUAAACAUAGCCAGUGACUUCUUGUUGGGUAGUGAAGAGUUAAAAGGUGUUCUAGUGCGUCACGCAGGUGCCUUUCUGCGUCUUAAAUUUCAGACAUUCGAGAAGUUAGUGUACGCUUAACUGUGCUACAUAGUGUAAAAAACAGCGGUUAUAGGCUUCGUUUUCAAGUAUAUGAAAUGUUUAGUAAUAGGGUUGAACGGGCAACCUUUAAUCUCCCAGCACUGAUGAACGUCGCGCGUGAAUCGACCUCUCUUCCACUCCACAAACCUCUCGAACGGAUCACACGUCCUCCACUUUAGCCAGGGUCCCCACUUACUUGUGCCCCGUUUUACGCAUUGUUUUGGCGGUGACUGCGUAGCUUUUCGACCCCUGGAACGUUUCCUUUUCCGAAAGGACUUUUUUAUAGUGUGGAUAUGUGGUGGAUGCUGUUUCCCAGAUGGAUUUGGUUUUUGUUCGGACACUUCUGCGUCUUGCGUUUGGACUUGCGCGCGAGAGCGAUGCCAAUGACUCUGUCCAAAGUGGUUUAUUCUCAUGCGGGAAUGUGUCCGAACGAGAUGAACCCGAACCUGUGGGUGGAUGCCAUGAGCACCUGCACGCGAGAGUGCGAGUCCGACCAGGACUGUGAGCCGUUCGAGAAAUGCUGUUCAAAUGUUUGCGGACACAAGAGCUGCGUGGCUGCCCGCUACAUGGACCUUCAGGGCAAGAAAGGUCCAGUGGGCAUGCCCAAAGGGGUCACCUGUGACAAAUUCAUGUGCACCCAACAGGGUUCAGAGUGUGAAAUCUGGGACGGACAGCCAGUGUGCAAGUGCCGGGACCGUUGCGGACGGGAGCCCCUUUUCACCUGUGCCUCGGAUGGCAUGACAUACUACAACAAGUGCUACAUGGAUGCUGAGGCUUGCACCAGGGGCGUCACCCUCACAGAAGUCACCUGCAGGUACCACUUUAGUUUGUCCAACACCAGCCCUGUCCCAGCAGAGACCACUGCCCGGCCCACCACCGCCCAUCUUCAGACUACUCCCGUGGACGUUCAACGUCCCAUCAUGGUCAGCAACCCAGCGCACCACUUUGUUUUUGUGGGUGAAACAGCCAGCUUCCUCUGCGAGGUGACAGGAAAACCGAAGCCGGCGAUUACAUGGGAAAAGCAGAUUGAAGGUAAAGAGAACACUGUGAUGAGACCCAACCACGUGCAAGGAAAUAUAGUGGUUACCAACAUCGCCCAGCUGGUCAUAUACAACGCCCAGGUCCAGGAUGCCGGCAUCUACACCUGCACUGCCAAAAACCAGGGUGGAUCUGUGCAAGCCCAUUUCCCACUCUCUGUGGUCCCUAGGGAGCAGACCAAACCGGAGCCGGUGAUGAAUUCCACACGCCUACCUGCUGAGGAGUGUCUGAAAACACCUGAUAUGGACGACUGCGGAGAGGAGAGUAUGAAUUGGUACUACGAAGCCAAGCGCAACAACUGCUUUACCUUCACAUACAGCCAGUGCAACAAAAACCGAAACCAUUUCGAUACGUACGAAUUGUGCAUGUUGUCCUGUGGAGCAGAGCUUGCAGCACCUUGCUCCCUGCCCAGCGUACAAGGUCCCUGCAAGGCUUACAAACCACGCUGGGCUUACAGCCAUGCGCUCAAGAAAUGCCAGUCAUUUGUUUAUGGAGGCUGUGGCGGCAACGAGAAUAACUUCGAGAGCAAGGAAGCCUGUGAGGAGAUGUGCCCCUUCCCCAAGACCCACAACUGCAAGCCAUGCAAACCCCGGCAGAAGAUGGUCCCCAGCUUCUGCAAGAGCGACUUUGUGGUCUUGGGUCGUAUUUCGGAGUUGACCGAGGACCACGAUUCUGGCCACGCGCUCAUCACGGUGGAGGAGAUCUUGAAGGACGAGAAGAUGGGGCUGCGGUUCUUCGGGCAAGAGCCUCUGGAGGUGACGCUGCUCAACAUGGACUGGAACUGUCCCUGUCCGAACAUAACGAGAGCCGAGGGACAGAUGAUCAUCAUGGGGGAUGUUCACAAUGGCAUGGCCGUGCUGCAGCCCGACAGCUUCGUGGCCACUUCCAGUGUACGGCGCGUUCGCAAACUCCGUGAGGUUAUCAACAAAAAGACUUGUGAUGUUUUAAAGGAGUUCAGCAGCACAAAGUACUAAAGCGCUUACAAUACCUAAAUCUCUGGACGUCCUAAACCAGAGGUGUCAAAUCCUGCUCCUGGAGGGCCACUUUUCCUGCAGAGUUUAGCUCUAAUACACCUGCCUGUAAGUUUGUAGGGAUUCUGAAGACCUUGAUUAGCUUGUUUAGGUGUGUUUAAUUAAGGCUAGAGCUAAACUCUGUUCCAAGGUGGCCCUCCAGAUCAGGAGUAGGAUUGGACACCCCUGUCCUAAACCAACGUGCCUGCCUCUCACCUGCUUUUCUUCAUGAAGCAGACUCACUCACAAACUUGACUUGUAGUUUCUACAAUCAUAUGUUGUGCUUAUGCCGCAGCGGAAAGCUGCUUGAAUUAUCCCUGGAGAGAUGAAAUAUGUGGAUUGUGUGAAUGACACAGACAUGCAUAUAUACUAGAUGAUUUCAUACGAAAGUAUUACCGUAUUUACAUCUACAUGUUGUAGUGUGAGUCCAGUUAUUUUAGUUUGACUAAAAAGCCACAGAUGUUUUAUUAAAACUAGACUCUGUCUACCUGUCUCAGAACAAAUGCCUUGCAGGUGGUUACUGAACAUGAAUCUUCAGUGGAAGCAGGUGGUUAAACAUUACUAACCUAACACUUUAUUUAUACUUCAUGAAGAUUUAAUUAAAGCUGAAGUGUGUAAUUUUUUCGAAGACAGAAUAAACCCCAUCUUAAUAUGCAGAGGCAAUUCGAAGUAAGCCAUUCUUAAGUUGAUUCCCUGGGAAAGUGCACAUUGCUUAUUUGUUUGACGAACCCGGCACAGCAACAUUGGCUGAUCCGGUACCGUAAGUUUAUGGUAGGACUUUAUGUUUGUCUGACCAAUGGGAGAGUGUUUAGGAAACCUAUGUGAAAACAGUAACUUUUGCAAUUUCAUUUUCCGGUAAAAUUACACACUUCACCUUUAAUUAUGAAGCCAUGUCAUUCUUAAACUAAAAAAAAUAUGACAUGUUAAAUACUCUUGCACCUUAUUUUAAUUCAUAGUCUUUCGUGCUGUAAUCGUUGUACUUUGUUCCGUCUAUUUAUGCUUUUACAUUACUACCAUAAAUUGAAACAAAGGUAGUCCUAUGUUACGUGUUUUACAAAGUAUGUUACGUGUUUUUUGUCAAACCAUACAAUGGCAAACGUAUAUUGAGAUUAUAACUAUUAUUUUAUGAGCAGUUGAAAAUGUAUUAAACGUUUAUGGAACUACACCAGAGAGGCGAUUAAAGACAUUUCCAAUCAAAUCCUGGA